CACCGCUCAAUACAUGUAUGCUCGAUUGCUUUAUAUAUUUAGAUAUAUAGUAUAUGUUUCAGUCGAUAACUUGCCUAUCAUACUAAAAGGACAGACAGCAAAUGGAGUAAGAUAAAGUUUCAAGUUAGAAAUUAAUCAAAUGCCAACACCACAUUUAACAUUAUGACGUCACUAUACGGUGUCAUAUUGGCCGUUACCGCCUUCAUCAGCCUUGCAAUGGCCAAUCAUUGUGACGUCACAGACACUCUGAAUAACCAAUGGGUCAACGUGGACCAAAUGAAAAAUGACCACGACCCAAGGUAUCUGUCAGAGACUCAAGUUAGUAGCCAGGAAGACUGCCAGAAAGCGUGUUGUCUAAAGGACGCAUGUACCGUGGUGAUAUAUGAUGCAAAGAUAAAUCAAUCGAGCACGAACUGCGUCCUUCUGGCAUGUUUGUCGGAUCAGAAAUGUGUAUUUGAGGAUAAAGACGACAAGGUGGCUUAUAUCAUCGAUAAAAACCACGAUGACACUGAUCAGAAUGGGACAACAGCUGCUAAAACUACCGUCACACCGUUACCCAGUGUUACAGACAAACAAGGAAGCGCUGCUUUGCCAGCACCUUCUGCUGUUGCAUCACAAACAACAACAACAACAACAACAACAACAACAACAACAACUGCAGCACAGAAUGCAAGGCUAAUAAAAGCAGGGACUUUGGCGUCAUCGUUGACAAAUGCAUCAUCAACAGUUGCUUCGCCUUCAUCAAAUGGUCACAAAACAUCAACGACAACAACACCCUCUCUUUCGUCAAGUGUAUUUUUGACAACAACCAAAAGUAGUUUAUUAAACUCAACAGAUCAAAAGUCGUUGACACCCCCAACAGAAUCUGGUUUAGUACAGAAACAAAAUGCUUCUAAUAUCAACGUACAAAACCAAACUGCUUCAGUCAAUGUUGAUUAUCCCAACAUUCCAAGCAAUGAUUCCAAUACUGAGGAGGCUGGUCAAGAAACCAAUUUAACAAUGUCAAAAUUGCUGUCCGAGGAGGAUAUAAGUCGACUCUUAAAUAUCACAGAGCCUUCCAUUGUAGUCAAUAAUCUCCAAAUCAAACCCCCUCCAACAACAACACAACCGUUUGUUAGUUUACUCUCUUCCUCAACUCCAUCAUCAUCAUCAUCAUCAUCAUCAUCAACACCACCACCACCACCACCACCACCACCAUCAUCAUCAUCAUCAUCAAAAACUCCACCACCAUCACUAACAACAACAACAACAACAUCAUCCAAAACUCCACCACCACCGCCCCCCUCAUCAUCAUCAUCAUCAUCAUCAUCAUCAUCAUCAUCACAACCACCAUCAUUAACAUCAACAUCAUCACCACCACCACCACCAUUAACAUCAUCAACAUCAUCAUCAUCACCAUCAUCAACCAUGACAACGACAUCAACAAUAAAGCUAGCAACAACAAUAUCGACCAUUUCGACGAAUCCGUCUGGACUGCAAUUAAUGAAUACAUCCACAGAUGUGACCAACAUGAAAUCAAACAAUACAAAGCAACAUAAUAUUACGGAAGGUGUUACGAAAAACGUUACGAACAGUCACCUUGACAACGUAGAGGAACAGACGGCUCCAUCCUCCGCCGUGGUCGGUGGACUGAUAGCCUUAGUGUGUUUUGGAUUCUUUUUCGUACUUGCCAUUGUUGCCAUUUUUGGCAAGAAAUUGUUUGAAACUUGGCAACGGAGACAUUAUUCUCGCAUUGAUUAUCUUGUAAAUGGCAUGUACAACUGAUCGAGGGAUAUUUAUAAUAGUUCAAGACAUGUUAAAAAAAUCGUGAGCAAUAAUAAACAUUGGUUUUUAAUCUUCAUGUAAACAUGUUGUUGCAUGGUAUUUCGGUUUUUUUUCUCGCACCAAGUGUUAAAAGUAUUUACAUCUUUUACUGUUUUUUUUGUAGAAUUGCAUAACUUUAUUUUUAUUAUGACUUUCUCGUGCAUCACUGACAAUCAAACACAGUUGUUCGACGCUGAUCUCCUAAAAGAAUAUUAUUUCGCUAAAAUCAAA
Molecule: messenger RNA, 2034 nt
Organism: Magallana angulata
Lineage: Eukaryota; Metazoa; Mollusca; Bivalvia; Ostreida; Ostreidae
Exons: 4
Coding region: 163-1764 (533 amino acids)
Source: RefSeq, a predicted model, not a curated record